AACAGCCUGAAGGCGCAGAUAAAAUAGUAGGAGCUGUUGUGAGGGUGAGGAGGCAUGGAGAAUCCCGAUGCUGCGAGCCACAGACCACAGCCAGGCAGCGCGGAGAAAGAGACCGGCCCGACGCACCAAAUCACGCAGCCCCUCCUUCGCCUUCGCUUGCUGCUCCCUCGAUCGCACUCCGCGUCUCUGAUUUCCGCCGAUCCAUUUGCUUCGCGGCUGCGACUGCGAAAUUGAGUGUUCUGGGUCUGGAAUCGGACGGAUCUAUGGUGAGGGUGGAGGAGGCCGGGGAUAGGGAGGAAAACAAGGAGGAGGAGACCAGCUGGUGGUCCCCUGAAGCUGUCGAGGGAGGCAGGGGCGGGGAAGGGCCCAGCGAAGGGAGUCGAGGAGGAGGAGGCGGAGGUGGUGAUGGUGAUGGAGGGCGACCUGAUACGCUGCCGCCGCCGCCCUACUCGGACCAGGUGCUGGAGAACGUGCUGGAGAACGUGCUUCAGUUCCUGGUCUGCCGGAGGGACCGGAACGCGGCGUCGCUGGUUUGCCGGUCCUGGUACCGCGCCGAGGCGCAGACCCGGCGCGAGCUCUUCGUCGGGAACUGCUACGCUGUGUCGCCGGCGCGUGCGCUAUGGCGGUUCCGCGGCGCCCGGGCGUUCGUGCUCAAGGGGCGCCCCCGUUUCGCCGAUUUCAACCUGGUUCCGCUUGGCUGGGGCGCCCGCUUCUCCCCGUGGCUCUCCGCUAUGGCCUCCGCCAGCCCCUGGGUUGAGCGCGUCUGCCUCAAGAGGAUGACUGUCUCCGACGCCGACCUCGCCCUCCUCGCCCGCUCCUUCCCCUCCUUCCGCGAUCUCACGCUCAUAUGCUGCGAUGGGUUCGGCACCCCUGGUCUCGCCGUCAUCGCUGAGCUCUGCAGGAAUCUGAGGGUCUUGGAUCUGAUCGAGAACGAUGUGGAGGACGAGGACGAGGAGCUCGUCGACUGGAUCUCGAGGUUCCCGGAGGCAACCACCUCUUUGGAGUCGCUCUCGUUCGAGUGCGUGAAUUGCCCAGUGAACUUCUCUGCCCUGGAGGCCCUGGUCGCUCGUUCGCCAUCCCUCCGGCGGUUGCGGGUGAACCAGAAUGUCUCUCUUGGCCAGCUCCGCCGCCUCAUGAUCCGGGCGCCGCAUCUGACCCACCUCGGCACCGGUUCCUUCCGGCCCGGCAUCGCUGAAGAUCUCAACGCCGCUGACCUCGAGCAAGCCUUUCUCGCUUCCAAGUCGCUCAUUUGUCUUUCGGGGUUCCGCGAGGUGGCGACGGAGUACCUCCUGGCCGUCCUUCCCGUCUGCGCCAACCUUGUCUCGCUCAACUUAAGCUACGCCGUGAUCACCGCUGAACAGCUCAAGCCUGUGAUGCUCGAAUGCCACAACCUCCGCACCUUCUGGGUUCUUGAUACCGUCGGUGAUGACGGACUACUCACGGUGGCCAAGGGAUGCAAGAACCUCCACGAGCUCAGAGUGUUUCCCUUCGAGGCCACCGAGGACUCAGAGGGCUCCGUCUCCGAUGCUGGUCUUGUGGCCAUCUCAAACGGAUGCCGGAAGCUCCAAUCGAUCCUGUUCUUCUGCCAGCGAAUGACGAAUGCUGCCGUCGUAACCAUGUCCAAGAACUGCCCGGACCUGGUAGUGUUCCGUCUCUGCAUCAUGGGCCGCCACCGCCCCGACCACGUCACCGGCGAAUCUAUGGACGAAGGCUUCGGAGCCAUUGUCAUGAACUGCAAGAAGCUCACUAGGCUCGCCGUCUCCGGCCUGCUCACCGACAAAGUGUUCGAAUACAUCGCAACCUAUGGCAAGCUGGUUAGAACCCUCUCGGUGGCGUUCGCCGGAAACACUGAUUUGAGCCUGAAGUACAUGCUCGAAGGCUGUCACGGACUGCAGAAGCUGGAGAUCAGGGACAGCCCUUUUGGCGAUGCAGGCCUGCUCUCUGGCAUCCGCCAUUACUACAACAUGAGGUUCUUGUGGAUGUCCUCAUGCAAGCUGUCUUUAAGUGGUUGCAAGGAGGUGGCUCAGAGGAUGCCUAACUUGGUGGUGGAAGUGAUCGGAGAUUCGCCCAAGGACCUUGACAGCGAUGCCGUGGAGAAGUUGUAUCUGUACCGGUCCCUCGAAGGGCCGAGGGACGAUGCACCUCCGUUCGUCAGCAUCUUGUAGGGAGAAGAAGCAACCAAGGAGCCCAUGGUAGUCAGAGGACCGGAUAUGUGAUCCAGCAGAGUGAAUUUGGUGAGCAAUUCCCACAACUCACUUGAUCGCACACUCAUUCACCAUGCACGAAGAAGACGAUGCAAUUCUUGAUUCUCUAUUGAUAUCUUGUCCAUGGCCUCAUCUCUGCGACAAAUUCGAGAAGAUGAUUUCUUCACUGAGCUUUCGGAUGGAUAGAAAAUGCACCGUAAGUCUCCAGGUUUGUUCAUGUUCCUUUGUAUUCUGGAUAUUGAAACUUUGCUAUGUCUCGCUCGAUUUCAAUUACUUCCAUGAUCGUUUCUUUUCUUUUUUGAAGAAUUUCCAGACUUAAAUGAAAAGUCUCCAGUUUCAUCCCCAUAUCUUUGGUUCUUGACGUCCCCAAAUGUUCUUUGCUUUGCUAUUUAGUUGACUUGUGGCACUGUUUAAUUCUUGAAA
Zingiber officinale is the source of this 2627-nucleotide messenger RNA. Its product is annotated as F-box protein FBX14-like. Gene Ontology annotation, cellular component: SCF ubiquitin ligase complex. Lineage: Eukaryota; Viridiplantae; Streptophyta; Magnoliopsida; Zingiberales; Zingiberaceae. Bases 264 to 2165 code for a protein of 633 amino acids. The transcript is spliced from 3 exons. Gene Ontology annotation, biological process: SCF-dependent proteasomal ubiquitin-dependent protein catabolic process. The record is from RefSeq and is a predicted model, not a curated record.